Molecule: messenger RNA, 945 nt
Organism: Elaeis guineensis (African oil palm)
Lineage: Eukaryota; Viridiplantae; Streptophyta; Magnoliopsida; Arecales; Arecaceae
Product: ADP-ribosylation factor
Molecular function (GO): GTPase activity; GTP binding
Source: RefSeq, a predicted model, not a curated record
GUGAGGAGACUCCGUUAUCUACGGUCCCGAUAAAUGGGCCCUUCGUUUCUUUGGGACCUGGUGGUGGGCAGCUCCUCCUGAGAUCUCAUUUCUUUUCCUUCUCUUCCCCCUCACGUGAAGAUGGGGCUGUCUUUCACCAAACUAUUCAGUCGGCUUUUUGCAAAGAAAGAGAUGCGUAUUCUUAUGGUAGGUCUUGAUGCUGCUGGCAAGACCACCAUCUUGUACAAGCUGAAGCUGGGAGAGAUUGUGACCACUAUUCCUACCAUUGGAUUUAAUGUGGAGACAGUGGAAUACAAGAACAUUAGCUUCACUGUGUGGGAUGUUGGUGGUCAGGACAAGAUCAGACCUCUGUGGAGACAUUACUUCCAGAACACCCAGGGCCUUAUCUUUGUCAUUGACAGCAAUGACAGAGAUCGUAUUGUUGAGGCUAGAGAUGAAUUGCACAGAAUGCUUAAUGAGGAUGAAUUGAGAGAUGCAGUGCUGCUUGUCUUUGCGAACAAGCAAGAUCUUCCCAAUGCCAUGAAUGCUGCAGAGAUCACUGAUAAACUUGGCCUGCACUCCCUCCGCCAACGUCACUGGUACAUCCAGAGCACAUGUGCCACAUCUGGGGAGGGUCUUUAUGAGGGACUGGAGUGGCUCUCAAACAACAUUGCGAACAAGGCAUAGAUAUUGCUGGCUGGAUACCUUGUUGGAGCUUAAAACAUUGUUAGGAUCUUCUGUUAACCACAUGUGUUUGCUAGAGCUCUGCUCCAAGAAUCAAUUUGCUUAUGUUUCUAUCUUUCAUAGACUCGAGCAUUUGUUGUCUCAUCUAGACCAACAAUAAUCUGGAAAUUUGUUCUUACCUAGAUGUUAAAUUUUUGCUUUCUUUUUUUCUCUCCCUUUACCUGCUAAUUCUGUCGUUGGAAUACCUUGCCUGGGUGAUAUAAUAGUUUUAUUUCUUAAAAA